AUGCUGAGCUCAACCCCAUGCACCACGCCCAUCACGCAGCCCCGCUGCCGUCCUCUUCUUAUCCCCAGCCCUCCCGCGCCAAGCCGUGGCCACAAACGGCGGCUGGACCACCCACACGUCGGCGUCGGCCACGCCGUGUCACUCCACUCCUCGCGUCGCCAUUGGCCCAGGUCACCAGAGAAAGGGCACUGGCAAAAGCCAGCUACAUCCGCUUCGGAUCGGGGCCCUGGAAACCUGUGGAGCGGAAGCUCCGGCCAUGGCCAUCCCAUCCUCCUAUUUAGCCGCGAUCUCCCCCGCAUCCUGUCACUAACCAGUGAUCGGAUCGCACAAAAAGCUCCGAAAAGCAGAAGCAUGGCCCUCCCGUCGCCGGCCGGCAUCGCGAAGCCGAGGCUUCACCUUCUCUUCAACCACAGGCGCACCAGUUCGUCGUCUGUCACCUGCUGCAGCAACAACGGACGGUCGUCGUCGUCUGAGCCCGAGGACUGGGCAGCGCCGUCCGGAAACGCCGUCGACUGGCGCUCGUUCCGGGCGCGGCUCGUCCUCAAGGAGCAAUACGCGAAGAGCUUCAACCCGGCGCUCAGGGCGUCGUGGUCGCCGGCGGUGAAGGUCGCGGACAAGUGGGCGCACCCGCUGGUGGAGCCGGAGAAGGGGUGCCUCCUGAUCGCGACGGGGAAGCUGGACGGGUCGCACAUCUUUGAGCGCACCGUGAUUCUCCUGCUGUCGGCCGGGGUGCUGGGCCCCGUGGGCGUGAUCCUGAACCGUCCGUCGCUCAUGUCCAUCAAGGAGGCGCAGUCCCUCUUCGCGGAGAAGGCGGACAUCGCCGGCACCUUCUCCGGCCGCCCGCUCUUCUUCGGCGGCCCGUUGGAGGAGUGCUUCUUCCUGCUGGGGCCGCGGGAGGGCGGAGACGGCGACGGCGGCGACGUGAUGGGCCGGACGGGGCUGUUCGAGGAGGUGAUGCCGGGCGUGCACUACGGCACGCGGGAGAGCGUCGGGUGCGCGGUGGAGCUGGUUAAGCGCGGGGUCGCCGGCGUGCGGGACUUCCGCUUCUUCGACGGGUUCUGCGGGUGGGAGCGGGAGCAGCUGCGCGACGAGGUGCGCGCUGGGCUGUGGCGUGUCGCCGCCUGCAGCCCCGCCGUUCUCGGGCUCACCGGCAUCGGGGGCGGGCUCUGGGAGGAGGUGCAGCAGCUCGUCGGAAAGAGGAGGGUGUGGUGA
This is a messenger RNA of Triticum turgidum subsp. durum (durum wheat), 1212 nucleotides long. Lineage: Eukaryota; Viridiplantae; Streptophyta; Magnoliopsida; Poales; Poaceae. The record is from the annotation of a GenBank genome assembly.